Molecule: messenger RNA, 858 nt
Organism: Dipodomys ordii (Ord's kangaroo rat)
Lineage: Eukaryota; Metazoa; Chordata; Mammalia; Rodentia; Heteromyidae
Gene: Rec114
Product: REC114 meiotic recombination protein
Exons: 7
Coding region: 1-858 (285 amino acids)
Source: RefSeq, a predicted model, not a curated record
AUGGCGGCAGGUGCGGGAAAAGUGGCCAACUUGGGUCUUCUGGGAGAAGUGGCGCAGUGGCCUCUGCAGCGGUAUGGCCGCUUCAUGCUCUCAGGUGCCCGCGAGUCGUCCGAGCCUGGGCCCGAAGCUGCCACGGCUCCUUCUCCUACUUGGAAGGUUUUUGAUUCCAAUGAAGAAUCUGGGUGCCUCGUUCUCACCAUCGUCAUAUCCGGUCACUUCUUCAUUUCCCAAGGAGAGACACUACUGGAAGGAUUUUCACUCAUUGGCAGCAAGAACUGGCUGAAGAUUGUGAGGCGCAUGGACUGUCUGUUGUUUGGAACGACAACAAAGGACAAGAGCCGCAUGUUCCGGGUGCAGUUCGCUGGAGAAACCAAGGAGGCAGCCCUGGAGCUGUGCCGCGCCUGCGUGCGGAGCCUGGCCCAAUACAUCACCGUGGAGGCGCCCGAUGGCAGCCCGGAGCCUCGGCCCAGCCCCAGGCCCCAGUGGGCAGGUGGAAGCCAGGAGAAGGACAGUGCAAAGCCUCCGUGGCACAGGCCCUGCCCAGACCUGGAGCGGGUGCGCACCAUAGCUGCCACAAGCAUGGCCGAGGAGAGGGUGUCGGUGCCACAGCUCGCUCAGAAACAUUAUCCUGUGUCCAAAGUGCAUGUCACCUGCGCAGCUCUGGAACACGGCUUUCAGCUGCCUAGCAUGCUGACUCUCCUGGCAUCGGAGGAACUGCUGCUGAGCUGUGAGCAAUCGCCAUGGUGUGCAGAGGAAUUAGGCCCCUUUCUACGCCUGUGCCUCUUGGACCACAACUUUCCUGCCUUUGUGGAAGAAGUGGAAAAAGAGCUUCAAAAGCUGAUGGGGCUGAGAAAUUAG